This is a messenger RNA of Austrofundulus limnaeus, 2940 nucleotides long. It is a transcript of the gene ldlrad3, whose product is annotated as low density lipoprotein receptor class A domain containing 3. The record is from RefSeq and is a predicted model, not a curated record. The transcript has 6 exons. Gene Ontology annotation, molecular function: protein binding. Gene Ontology annotation, cellular component: plasma membrane. Bases 262 to 1332 code for a protein of 356 amino acids. Gene Ontology annotation, biological process: receptor-mediated endocytosis. NCBI's taxonomy places the organism in Eukaryota, Metazoa, Chordata, Actinopteri, Cyprinodontiformes, Rivulidae.
CGAAGCCCCCUCAGCUCCAGCUUCCCUCCCUUCCUCCUCCUCCUCUUCCUCCACAAUCUAGACCAGUUUCCCCAACACGAGCCUACUUUCACCCACCCAAACUCAUGGUUUCCCCGGAAGAUAAACAGCCGAAAGUCCAGAUUUAGACUCGCUGCAUCGGUGAAGUUUUUUGUUUUUUUUCUCUUUUCUUUCUUGUCUGGCCCCGCAGCGGGGGCAGAACCAAACCACCAGGCCGAGGGGGAGAAGAAAAAAGGCGAACGUAUGAUGUGGAUCUGGUACCUUCUGCUUGGUUCGGGGCCAGGCUCGAGAACUGCUGAGAGCCAGCUGCUCCSUGGGAAUAACUUCACCACCGAGUGCAACAUUCCUGGAAACUUCAUGUGUGGAGAUGGCAAGUGCAUCCCAGGCGGCUGGCAGUGUAACGGACAACCUGACUGCUACGACAAGAGCGACGAGAAAGACUGUCCUAAAGUCAAGUCAAAGUGUGCGCCCACAUUCUUUGCCUGCGCUAAUGGUGUCCACUGCAUCAUUGGACGAUUCCGCUGUAACGGCUUCACCGACUGUCCUGACGGGAGCGACGAGGAGAACUGCACAGGCAAUCCCCUGGUGUGCUCCGAGGCUCGCUUCAAGUGUCGAAACGGGCGAUGUGUAGACCGCAGCUUCCUGUGCAACAGCCAGGACAACUGUCAGGACAACAGUGACGAGGAGCUCUGCCUCACUACUGCAGAAGCUCCUGGCCAGGACUUUCAGGACUUUGUGACGCUGGACUAUCACCUGCGCUAUUACCCCAGCAUCACCUACGCCGUCAUUGGCAGCGCAGUCAUAUUCGUCCUGGUGGUGGCCCUGCUGGCUCUGGUUCUGCAUCACCAGAGGAAGCGCAGCGUUCUGUUGCCGAGAAGUGUUCGAGGGAGCUCACACCACCAGCAGCCUCUCCUGCUGUCCCGUUUGGUCAUCCUGGACCGGAGCAACAUGCAUCCCGGAGGUUCGGGUCUCUCCCCUGGUUCGGCCCGUGCAGCAGGCCCCUUCAGCUCCGUUCCUCAGGCUCUACAGCUGCUGUCUGGAACCAUGUACCCCUCCACGCUCUCACUGGACUCGCCUCCGUCAUACUCAGAAGCUGUUCAGGAUGUCAGUCGGCCUCCUUGGUUUGAUCUCCCUCCUCCACCUUACCUCCAAGAUGGGGAUCUUCCCGUCGAUGAAAACCUUCCCCAAUACGACGAUCCUGUGGACCAACAGAGCCGGCCCACAGCCCACCACUCUGGUCCUACAACAGCCAGAACUGUCAUUUUAGACACUCAGCAGAGCUGCAGCCCCAGAGAAGAAUCAGACCAGCUGUAACAACCGUCGUGUCGACCACCGACUCUGUCAAACUGAAAAACUGCAGGACUGAAGAAUCCGGCUGCAGAGCCAUGUGGGACUACAGGACAGACCACAACAAAGACCUGUUUGAGGAGUUUUACAGGGAGAGAAAGACAAACAGCGUCCCAAAGGGGCUUUUAGCGAAGCUUCGGUCUCAGACCAGCUCCUACUGAUAGACUGACUUUAUGUGUUGGUUCCCCCUGCUGGCCUCCUGUCUUCAUUACCCUUUAGUUUGCCGCACUUUCAUUGAUUUAUUCUUCACGUGAAUUCCCGUAAAAAAAAAAUUGUCUGCAUAAUCCCAGUGAUUAAGCUACACUUCCCCAAAGAGGGAAAGGCCAAUCAGCCACUAACAUAUUCAGUAGUUUGUUGAUGUUCUUGGUGAACAAUCAACUUGUGAAGCCUUUAGAGAGCUUAAAUGAAGUUGUGUUCUUCAUGUCUACAAGCUUCUCAAAAACUUAUGAGAUUAAUUUGUUGAUAUUGUAAAAUACAUUUAAAAUGAAAUCAGUUCACUUGAAUCACAGCUUAAUUAAUUUCACGAAAUAAGUUGAAACACGUGAACAGAUGUUCGUUAGGUUUACUGAUGUGAAAAUGAAUCAUGAUUCAAAAAUCUGAAGCAAAUCAUUUUUAUUCACCAGCUUCUUUAAUAAGGUUUUAAACCAGACGUUUCUACAGAAUUAGAGGAGGUUGUUUGAUUAUUCAUUUCUUUUACAGUAUUUCCUCUUUAUUCYUGACGUUUUUCUAUUCCAGAUAAACAUUUAUGAAGGACCAUGAAUAUUUUAUAAAAUAAUGCUGAUUUUUUUUUAUUUUAUUUUGUAAAUCAUUCCUCUAAGCAGAAAAAUAAGUGGGAAAAGCCACAUUAAUUGGCGAAGUUCAAAUAUAUUUUAAAACUACAGAAAGACCAAUAACUAAUUUUAGUAAAAACUAAAAAUGAAGGAGUUUGUUGGGACCCAGUCAUGUUUGUGAUAUUUUCUCUGGGCACAACCAACCUUUAAAAAACACUAACAGUCAGAUAUGUGAUAAAACAUGAGGUUCAUAAACUAUCCUUAGGUAUGCAGUACAUUCUUUUUCUAAAUCUGAACUUGUGUAUUUAAAACAAAAUUUAUUAAAAUGAGACUGAUAUGUAUAUUUAAAGGUUUUGUUUUUUUAAGCGAGUUGUUCAAAAUUGUGCAUAAAAUCAGACCAGAAAAGGUAGUUUAAAGUAAAACAUGAAUGUUUUUUGUUAAAUACAUUUACACAGCCAUAAUAAUGCCAGUACAACAACAUUAUAAAACCAAAGAUGCCAACCCUUUUUGAAAAUAUUGCCCUCCAAAGGAACAUGUAUGUGAUUUUACAUUUCUUAUAUAAACAUGUAAAAACAUUUAUUGAGUAAAACUUAAUUCCUGUCAUUUAUUAAAACUGGAAAAAGUUCUCAGGUCAAAAAUAUGCCACCGUUCGUAUCUUGGUUUUGAUUUGAUUUUAUUUUUUUCCUGAUUUGUCAUAACAGGUGUAACUCUGUUCUUCACACAUUUGUGAAGUUGUUCAGAAUGUUUUCUAUUCUCUGUAUUGUGAACUUUUGAAGUAAUAUAAAUUUCUGUCUUGGAUCACUUA